Messenger RNA from Neoarius graeffei (lesser salmon catfish), 753 nucleotides. It is a transcript of the gene prtfdc1a, whose product is annotated as phosphoribosyl transferase domain containing 1a. Gene Ontology annotation, biological process: IMP salvage; GMP salvage; guanine salvage. Lineage: Eukaryota; Metazoa; Chordata; Actinopteri; Siluriformes; Ariidae. The transcript has 9 exons. The record is from RefSeq and is a predicted model, not a curated record. Gene Ontology annotation, molecular function: magnesium ion binding; hypoxanthine phosphoribosyltransferase activity. The coding region runs from base 88 to 753 and encodes 221 amino acids.
UUUUACAGAGCUCUAUAGUGCUCAGGAGUCCUCUGUGUGCGUCUUUACUUUCUCUUACUGAAGUGGAUUCUUCUUUUAAACACACUUAUGAUGGAGGACAGACAGACAAAACAGGCUGUUGUGAUAGCAGAUGAUUGGCCAGGUUAUGAAUUAGAGCUGUUCACGUAUCCUGAGCAUUACCGUGGUGAUUUGGAGUGUUUGUACAUCCCUCACGGCAUCAUCAUGGACAGGAUCGAGUGUUUAGCCAGAAAUAUCCUGGAGGACAUGGGUCACGAUAACCUGAUGGUUCUGUGUGUUCUGAAAGGAGGCUAUAAGUUCUGUGCUGACUUGGUGGAGUCCAUUAAGGCCCAGAGCCGGAGUUCUGAUCGUCCCAUCACCACCCGUGUGGAGUUCAUCCGCCUCAAGAGCUACCUGAACGACUGCUCCACUGAAGACCUGCACAUCAUCGGUCCUGAGGAUCUCUCUAUGCUGAAAGGAAAAAAUGUCCUGAUUGUUGAGGCCAUAGUGGACACGGGGAAGACCAUGAAGAUGCUUCUGCAGCAUGUGGAGAGGUUCCAACCCAAGACUGUCAAAGUGGUCGGGUUGCUGGUAAAGCAGAUUCCCAGUGGAGCUGCAACACUUCCAGACUAUGUUGGAUUUAUCAUCCCUAAUCGCUUCGUUGUUGGUUACGCUCUGGAUUACAAUGAAUACUUUCGAGACCUGAAUCACAUCUGUGUGAUCAGUGAAAUGGGGAAGCUGAAGUAUAAGUUGUGA